AUGGCACAAGUGGUGCAAUCUACAGUAGAUAGUGACGAUGAAACGGAAACGGCUCCUCAAGGGGAAGACGUACGUUCAUGCCCGGAAUGUAAAACUGAUGCGUCCUGGGACAUGAAGGAUAAUUUGGUAGGAUUGAGCUUUGUACUUAUGAAUAAAGAUGGAUCAUGCUUAUACGGAGCAAAGGCUAACGUGAUGACACAAACAGUAACACAUGCCGAAUUCAAAGCCAUACUUUGGGCCCUGAGAAAUGCUACAGAGAUCGGAUACACAUCGAUACACCUGCAAACCGAUUGCCAGCAAGUACUCAAGAUGAUCAAAGAGGAGGAAGAAUGGCCAGCUUUUGCUGAUGAGAUCGAAGAUUUUACCCUUCUAAAACAUUGUUUUACAUGUUUUGAUAUUUCCUAUAUCCCACGUACUUUGAAUGUCUGUGCCGACUCCCUUGCCAAGGGAGCACGUUCACACGGGUUUGUUUAG
Molecule: messenger RNA, 474 nt
Organism: Microthlaspi erraticum
Lineage: Eukaryota; Viridiplantae; Streptophyta; Magnoliopsida; Brassicales; Brassicaceae
Source: the annotation of a GenBank genome assembly